GGGGCGCGGCGGCGCGGCGCGGGGCGGCGGCGGCGGGGCCAUGGCGUGGUCUCGGUACCAGCUGGGCCUGGCCGCCCUCAUGCUGGUCACCGGCUCCAUCAACACCUUGGCGGCCAAGUGGGCUGAUAACUUCAGUGCUGCUGGCUGUGGUGGGACAGAGGAGCACGGCUUCCAGCACCCCUUCCUGCAGGCCGUGGGCAUGUUUCUGGGUGAAUUUUCCUGCCUGGGGGUGUUUUACCUGUUAGUGUGGAGGGAUGGGCGGAGGCCGGAGCCCAGCAUGGCCCCAUCACAGCCCUUCAACCCACUGCUCUUCCUGCCCCCUGCCCUCUGUGACAUGACGGGAACCAGCAUCAUGUAUGUGGCCUUGAACAUGACAAGUGCCUCCAGCUUCCAGAUGCUGCGAGGAUCUGUCAUCAUCUUCACUGGGCUCCUCUCUGUGGCCUUCCUGGGCCGCAAACUAGAGCUGAGCCAGUGGCUGGGCAUCCUGGUCACCAUUGUGGGGUUGGUGGUGGUGGGGCUGGCUGAUCUGCACAGCAUCCAUGAUCAGAAACACAAGCUCAGCGAGGUGAUAACUGGUGAUCUCCUCAUCGUCAUGGCACAGGUGGUUGUCGCCAUCCAGAUGGUGCUGGAGGAGAAGUUUGUCUACAAGCAUGAUGUGCACCCGCUGCAGGCUGUCGGCACUGAAGGUUUCUUCGGUUUCAUCAUCCUCGCCGUGCUGCUGGUGCCCAUGUACUACAUCCCAGCAGGAAGCUUCAGCGGGAAUCCUCGCCAGACGUUGGAAGACGCGUUGGAUGCCUUCUGCCAGAUCGGCCACCGUCCCCUUAUUGCCCUGGCCCUGCUGGGGAACAUCAGCAGCAUUGCUUUCUUCAACUUCGCUGGCAUCAGUGUCACCAAGGAGAUCAGUGCCACCACUCGCAUGGUCUUGGACAGCCUCCGGACGCUUGUCAUCUGGGCUGUCAGCUUGGCCUUAGGCUGGGAGACCUUCCAUGGCCUGGAGAUCUUGGGUUUCGGGGUGCUGCUGGUGGGUGCUGCUCUUUACAAUGGCCUGCACCGACCUCUGCUCACCCGCCUGCCCUGGGGGCACCUGGAGGAGACCAGUGCGGGGGCUGAAGGGGAGGGGUUGCUGCGUGGGGAGAGCACGGCCAUCAACAGCGAGGGCUGAGCCCCAAUAUUAAAUCCCUGGAUGAUCCUUCCUGCCCUCCUCGGGAGGGGAUCAGGGUGCUGGGAGUGACACUGGCCACCAAACUGCUGCGGUUUGCGGGAGAAACUCCCUCCUCCACCCACCCUCCCCUUCACUGUGGGGACUGCGGGAGGGGAGGGCAAGGCUGUGCCUGCCCUUCUGGGGAUUAUUUCCCCAGAUGAUCUCUUCUCCCCUCCUUCCUGACGGGAAGCAGGGAGGCAGCCCACCAGGCAGCUGCUGGGGGGAGGAUUGGAGCCUCUGCCCCUGUCCCCAAGGGGCUUGGUGGGUGUUAUGGGGCUGGCCCCCCUGCUCCCUGACCUGCAUCUCCCCCCAAUAAAGCACAUUUGUUCUCAA
Messenger RNA from Apus apus (common swift), 1534 nucleotides. RefSeq names its product solute carrier family 35 member F6 (gene SLC35F6). NCBI's taxonomy places the organism in Eukaryota, Metazoa, Chordata, Aves, Apodiformes, Apodidae. The record is from RefSeq and is a predicted model, not a curated record. Gene Ontology annotation, molecular function: transmembrane transporter activity. Gene Ontology annotation, biological process: transmembrane transport. Bases 41 to 1162 code for a protein of 373 amino acids. Gene Ontology annotation, cellular component: membrane; intracellular membrane-bounded organelle. The transcript has 6 exons.